Molecule: messenger RNA, 405 nt
Organism: Effrenium voratum
Lineage: Eukaryota; Dinophyceae; Suessiales; Symbiodiniaceae
Source: the annotation of a GenBank genome assembly
AUGGGCGACGAGGCGGAGUCCACGCAGUGCAAAUCCAGCUCCGAUUCCGUGAUCAGCGAUGCCAGCGAGGAGCCCAUGGGCACCUUCUUCGAGGCGCCCGAGGGCGAGCAGGCCUCGGAGAGGGAGCGCUGGAUUCUGAGCCUGCCAGUGGUCGGCGAUGCGAAGAUAACUGCGCACGAGCUGGCGCGGGAUGACGUGCGGCAAGCGAUCAUGACCGCUGCUGCCAAGCAGAUGGACGGAUGGAAGAGCCUGUCAGGCACAGGACAUCAUGGAGGCGUCCGAGUCUACCGCGACACCGUAGAAAUUGCUCGCGUCCAGGUCGUGUUGGAUGAGGCAGGCGCUUGCAGCCUGCCCAAUGACCCGGAGCAAGCAAUGGUUUUGACGCCCGCGGUAGAGGCGCAGUAG